Molecule: messenger RNA, 1827 nt
Organism: Grosmannia clavigera kw1407
Lineage: Eukaryota; Fungi; Ascomycota; Sordariomycetes; Ophiostomatales; Ophiostomataceae
Product: tripeptidyl peptidase sed3
Exons: 1
Coding region: 1-1827 (608 amino acids)
Biological process (GO): proteolysis
Molecular function (GO): serine-type endopeptidase activity; tripeptidyl-peptidase activity
Source: RefSeq, a predicted model, not a curated record
AUGUAUAGUAUCCCCUAUUAUUCUGCACUUGUGGCCGCAGCGCUUCUGCCCCUCACCCUUGCACAGCCGUCUGUCGUUGUCGAAGACACACCUCAAGUCCCGUUUGGAUGGCAUCUUAAAUCAAAGGCCAACGGCAAUGAGUCUCUCAGCCUCUCCAUUGCAUUGGCCCAGCCAGGUCUGGACGACUUGGAGGCCUUUAUGCUCGGUCAGCCGACCCGGUCGCAAAGCACAGCACCUGCUAGCUUUCUCUCGCAGUCGCAGCUGCUCGCAUAUCAGACACCACCCGACAGUGCUGUACAUGCCGUGAUGGACUGGCUCGCAGAUAACCAGAUUCAUGAUGCACAGAUCGAUGGGCCCUGGAUACGACUCAACACGACGGUCGCCAGUGCAAGACGUCUGUUCGAGGCAGAUGUGGCGCUCUACUCCCACGGAAACGCGUCUCCCGUUCUGCGGGCUCCCAGAUACACCGUUCCAGCAUCUCUCGCCGAUUACAUUGACUUUGUGUUCCCCUUGGCCCACUUCAUGCCUCCCCGGCCGACCCCCCUCUCGACAGACCAGGCUCAGAUUCGAGGAUUUAAAUACUCUGCAAAUAGCUUCACCAACGAGACUUGUGAUUCUGGCCUCAGCAGCCCUACCUGCAUCAGGAAGCUAUACAACUGGCCCCUGAAUAUCUCGUCACAUCAGACGCCCUCCCCGGUGCGUCUGGGAAUUGCCGGCUUUCUUGGGCAGUACAUCCGAUAUAACGACGUCAAAGCGUUUCUGCGCUUGUUUGCGCCUGAAAUCGCAAGCUCUGCUCCGGAGUACAGUUUUAACGUCGAGCUCAUCAACGGGGGCAAAAACCCACAGAGCGGGCUAAGUCUCGCCGGCACUGAAGCCUCGCUGGACGUGCAGUACGCCAUGGCACUGGCGUUCCCGGCCCAGAUCACCUACUACAGCACCGGGGGGAUAGCAAGAAAAGUUGGGCCGAAAGGGCAGCUCUUACCGCCAGAAGCCACUGACAACGAGCCGUACAUGAGCCUUUUGACCUAUUUGGUGGGUCUUCCAGACCACCUCGUGCCGCACGUCCUCUCCGUCUCAUACAGCGACGACGAGCAAUCUGUGCCGCGGCCAUAUGCAACUUGGGUUUGCCGCCUAUUUCUGCAGCUGGCCUCACGAGGGACAACAGUUCUCGUAGCCUCCGGAGAUGGGGGCAGUCGCGGCAUCGGACAAGAGUUCUGCUUGCGCAACGACGGGUCCGGCGAGCGCACGCUGUUGCCAACCUUUCCGGCAUCGUGUCCUUGGGUCACCGCCGUGGGUUCCACUAACAAUAAUCCGCCGACUCAGGCGUCGGGCUUCAGCGCUGGUGGCUUCAGCAACUACUUUCCACGCCCACGCUGGCAAAACGGAAUGGCCAGCAAGUACAUCUCUACGGUACUACAAGGCAGCAACAGCAUCAGCGACAAAGAGGGCCUGUACAAUGCCAGUGGUCGUGCCAUUCCAGACAUUGCCGCAGUAGGGUCUGAUUUCCCCAUUGUAUGGGAAGACUUUACGAUCCCCAUUUCGGGCACCAGCGCGAGCACACCUGUGGUCGCGUCUAUGAUUGCCAUGGUCAACGAUGUACGGCUGCGGGCUGGCCGGCCGCCACUAGGCUGGCUGAAUGGAAAACUCUACUCUCACGGCUUACAGACCGUGUAUCAAGACAUAGUCGACGGCAUCAGCUUCGGAUGCCCUUUCAAUCGGAUAGAAAGCGUGUCCGGCUGGCCUGCUGCGCCUGGCUGGGAUGCGGUAACCGGACUCGGCGUACCUCACGACUUGUCGUUGCUGAUGGACGCUCUGGUCAAUGCAUAG